AUGUCUUUCGAAAUGAUGUCCAAGCAGAAGAAUAAUCUACAACUUCAAACAUUCUACGCUUUAGUUAGCCAAACUUUAAUUCCAAUGAUUCUAAUGCAUUUUCCUUCUAUAAUUCUUCUAGUUUCAACAAUUUUGGACUUUGAUUUGGGUCAUAUAAGUAGUAUAGUUUCAGUGACAUUUGCUUUAUUUCCAGCAUUAGAUCCUCUUCCAGUUAUGUUAAUUAUUCAAAAUUAUCGGGGAACCUUAUUUAAUGUUGUGUCAACUCCUGUUAAUAUUUUUGUGAGAAGAAUAACCAUUAUUUAA
Molecule: messenger RNA, 303 nt
Organism: Caenorhabditis angaria
Lineage: Eukaryota; Metazoa; Nematoda; Chromadorea; Rhabditida; Rhabditidae
Source: the annotation of a GenBank genome assembly